AAAUUUUGGUGUUAUAUUUCAUUAUUCGAUAAUAUUCAUUAAAAUAGAUAAAGUAUAUAAAGGAGUACUGCUACACUAGAAAGGUGAACAGAGAAUGUGAGGUCUGGUGUGGGGUGGUCCCGUCCCGCUUCCUCAAUCUUUACUCCGUUUGACAGACAUGGAAAAGUUGCCGGCGCUUCUUCCACCAUUUUUUAUCUUCUUCCUGUCCUUUUCCCUUACCCUUUCUGACGGAGAUUUCGCCGGAAAAUCUUCCUAUCUCGACCAAUCUUCCCCCGCCGAUUCUCUCUGCGCCCAGCUUAUCGAGCCCAACGGUUAUUCCUGCACCGAACACACUGUUCAAACUAAGGAUGGCUACAUAUUAGCUCUUCAUCGCGUGUCGUCUCGUUCUGGGGAUCUUAGAGUUCAACAGAGUCGUCCUGUUUUGCUUCAACAUGGAUUAUUCAUGGCAGGUGAUGCAUGGUUUUUGGAUUCUACUGAUCAGUCAUUGGGCUUCAUCCUAGCAGACCAGGGUUUUGAUGUCUGGGUUGGAAAUGUGCGUGGAACACGAUGGAGUCAUGGACACGUAUCUUUGUCUGAGACAGAGAAGGAAUUUUGGGAGUGGAGUUGGCAGGAAUUAGCUCUCUAUGAUCUUGCAGAAAUGUUACACUACAUAAAUUCAGUUACAAGCUUCAAAAUCUUUAUUGUUGGACAUUCACAGGGAACCAUCAUGUCUUUGGCUGCUCUCACUCAGCCAGACAUAGUGGAAAUGGUUGAAGCUGCUGCUCUUUUGUCUCCAAUAUCUUACUUGGAACAUGUCAGUGCUCCACUUGUACUUAGAAUGGUUGCAAUGCAUCUUGAUCAGAUGGUUCUUGCUUUGGGGAUACAUCAAUUGAAUUUCAGAAGUGAUGUGUUGGUGAACCUUGUGGAGUCAUUAUGUGAUGGGCACGUGGAUUGCACUGAUUUUCUAACUGCUAUAACAGGUCAGAAUUGCUGCUUUAAUAAAACUCGCAUGGACUUCUACUUGGAAUAUGAACCUCACCCAUCAUCUGUAAAGAACUUGCGCCAUCUUUUCCAGAUGAUCCGCCAGGGUACUUUUUCCCAGUAUGAUUAUGGAAUCUUGAAAAACAUACUGAUGUAUGGAAGGUUGAAACCCCCUGCAUUUGAUCUUAACAGCAUACCCAAGUCAUUGCCAUUAUGGAUGAGUUAUGGGGGGAAUGAUGCCUUAGCAGAUAUAACGGAUGUGCAGCACACUCUUGAGGAAUUACCGUCCAAGCCAGAGUUGCUUUAUCUUGAGAACUACGGUCACAUAGACUUCCUUUUGAGCAUAAAAGCAAAUAGAGAUAUUUAUGACAAUAUGAUCGGGUUUUUAAGGUCGUUGGAAAAGUCAAGUAGUUCUUAAAGUGACUGCUUUCUGUGUUCUUUCAUAUAAGAUGUGGUCUUCAAGUGUAAUUAACCAAUUAUUUGUCUGCAUAUGUUGUAAAGUUUGCCCCUAUUCCCUUUCUUUUAAGGUUUCAUGAACAGUAAGUUUUAAGAAGGAAGUUUAGUAUCAGUCUUGAAUAAUUAAUUUAAUUUGCCGCAUAGCUAUCAAACAAACUGGAUUCUUUUGUCCUAGGUACCAUAAAAGGAAAAUGGUUAAAUUAAGUCAAUUGUGCAGAGCUUACAGUGGGAAUUGGUUUUUACCUUAAUUUAACCAUUUUCCUAUGAUGGAAGUUAAGGCAAGUCGUUUUGACAGGGGCGGCAAGCUUGGCUGAAGACAUUCGCACUCUUGGAGCCUUUAAGAUACUUAAAUGAUGCAGCAAGUGAAGAAACCUGGAAGGAAGAUGGAAAUGGAGGACUUGAAAGUGUUCUGUUAAGGCAAUUUUGUUCAAGAAGAGCAUCGGGCAGCCUCGGAACAGCAAGAGCUCAUGUGCUUCCGCUCCAAGGUUGUUGGAAUAGAUUGUUAGCAUUGUAACUUGAUUAUAUAGGGUUUUCCGUUUCUAAGCAUUUCGUGAGGAGUUGAUUCCAUGAAAUGAUAUGUAUGGUGAUUUUAUAUAUAAAGAGCAGCAGAUUGCAUUUGCUCCU
Messenger RNA from Theobroma umbraticum, 2040 nucleotides. RefSeq names its product lipase 1. Gene Ontology annotation, molecular function: hydrolase activity, acting on ester bonds. Gene Ontology annotation, biological process: lipid metabolic process. The record is from RefSeq and is a predicted model, not a curated record. Lineage: Eukaryota; Viridiplantae; Streptophyta; Magnoliopsida; Malvales; Malvaceae.